Daucus carota subsp. sativus is the source of this 1515-nucleotide messenger RNA. RefSeq lists its product as uncharacterized. The transcript is spliced from 2 exons. The coding region runs from base 1 to 1515 and encodes 504 amino acids. The record is from RefSeq and is a predicted model, not a curated record. Lineage: Eukaryota; Viridiplantae; Streptophyta; Magnoliopsida; Apiales; Apiaceae.
AUGGGUUUCUCGCAUUGGUGGGUUCACUUAGUUCUUAAAUGUGUUACCACAGUUGAUUACUUGAUCACCCAUGGAGAGCAUGUAAUGGUACUCAUUCAUCCAACUAGAGGACUCCGACAGGGUGAUCCAUUAUCAUCCUAUUUAUUCAUAAUUUGUGCUGAAGGUCUUUCUGCGUUGGUGAAAAAGUAUGAGUCUCAGAAGUAUAUUCAUGGCAUUAAAAUCUGUAGGAGGGCACCUACUAUCACUCAUAUGUUUUUCGCUGAUGAUUCUAACCUCUUUUGUAAGGCAGAUUCUAGUGAAGCUAUGAAGUUGUUAAAUUUGCUAGGGACUUAUGAGAAAGCUUCUGGACAACAAGUAAAUAAAGCGAAGUCUUCAAUUUUUUACAGCUCCAAUGUAUUAAGCUCUAACAGGGAGUUGAUCUGCCACACAUUACAGAUGACAGAAGCGAAUGAUAACUCCACAUAUCUUGGACUGCCAAAUAUUAUUAGAAGAAAUAAGUCGGGUUUGCUGGGUUAUUUAAAGGACAAGGUUAAUAUGAGAAUUCACAGUUGGGAUGCAAAGUUUAUUUCCAGAGCUGGCAAGGAAAUUCUGGUGAAACAAGUAGCUCAGACUCUACCUUCUUAUGCCAUGGACGUUUUUCUUCUUCCUUUGGAUAUCACGAGGAGUAUUGAAAAGGCUCUUACGAAAUAUUUGUGGCAUUCUGUCCAGGAAAGCAAGUCCAAAUUAAAUUGGAGUGUUGGGAUCGAUUGUCAAAACACAAACAUGCGGGCGGACAACCCAUUUAUUACCUCAGCACCUGAACCUUUACAAAAUCAAACGGUGGCUUCUCUCCUCUGCACUAAUACAAAAGAAUGGGAUAGAGCAGUGGUGAUAGAUGUGUUAAAUGAGAUAGACCAGGCUUAUGUGCUAAAUAUUCCUCUUUCAGCCUCCAAUCAUGUUGACUCUUUCUUCUGGCACUUGGAGGAGUCAGGUAUAUACUCAGUUAAAUCAGCAUAUAGGUUGUUACAGACGCAGAAGGGUGCUUGGCAUGCGGAGGAGAAUGAUAAAAUCUGGACAAUUCAAUGGAGCAUUCAAGCACCGCCUAAAUCUUUAAAUUUGGUCUGGAGAGCGUUAUCAGAUUGCCUCCCAACUCUGUCUCAACUUCAACUUAAACGUGUUCCGGUUCAUAAUUUAUGUCCUAACUGUCAAAUGGAAGUUGAGACCAUUCUGCAUAGCUUAGUGUUCUGUCCGUGUGCUCGAGAAUGUUGGCUGAUGUUAUUCCCAGGUUUACAGCUUCCGACACUCUCUUGUUUUAAAUCAUGGAUGCUAUAUAUCUUCUCUAAAGUUGAGAAAAACAAGUAUGCUGAGAUCAUAGUUUUAUGUUGGUCCAUCUGGAGAUCAAGGAAUGAGCUUGUUUGGAACCAAAAGUCUACGACGAGAACCAGAACAGUUGCAGCAGCAAUGCAGUAUCUUACACAAUGGAAAAUAACCCAGUCCCGGUCUUUUGUGACUCCUCUUCAACCUUAUGUAGAAUGA